Molecule: messenger RNA, 1913 nt
Organism: Glycine soja
Lineage: Eukaryota; Viridiplantae; Streptophyta; Magnoliopsida; Fabales; Fabaceae
Exons: 2
Coding region: 91-1362 (423 amino acids)
Source: RefSeq, a predicted model, not a curated record
CAAAAAAGAAAGAUUGUGUUUUUAACCCGAAGCCGACAGCCAUAUUUGUAGUCCACAAAGGUAGAUGUUCCCAAUGUCUGAGCCAGAGUCAUGGACCCUUGCCCCUUCCUUCGCCUCUUGGUGGAAUCCCUCGCUCUCAAGCUCCCUUCCUCUCCGGCCAAACCCCCACCCCUCUCCGGUGUCCACCCUUCCACCACCCCCUGCUUCUGCAAAAUCCGUAUCAACACUUUCCCUUCCCACACCGCCCUCCUCCCUCUCUCUUCCUCCGCCUCUGCCCCCGACACCACCACCUCCGCCCCCGCCUUCCACCUCGACCCCGCCGCCCUCCGCCGCCUCUCCGCCAAGCCCCUCACCCUCGCUCUCUCCGUCUACAACGGCCCAAUGGGCCGCUCCUGCGGGGUCCGCGGCGCCAAGCUUUUGGGCAGCCUCCACCUCACCAUUAACCUCCCCGCUGCCCUCUCUCACUCCAACACCUUCCAUAACGGCUGGCUCAACCUCCGUGGUGGGCCCCACAAUAAUAAUAAUAAUAAACCAUCCGCCCAGCUUCACCUCGUGGUCCGCUCCGAACCGGACCCUCGCUUCGUCUUUCAGUUCGGAGGCGAACCGGAAUGCAGCCCCGUGGUUUUCCAAAUUCAGGGAAAUAUAAGACAACCCAUUUUCAGUUGCAAGUUCAGUGCGGAUCGCAACUACAGAUCCCGGUCUCUUCCAUCAGAUUUUACAAAGAAUCGAAGUGGGUGGAGAAGAUCCACCACAGGUGAGAAAGAGCAUCAAGGAAGGGACAGAAAGGGUUGGAUGAUAAUGAUUCAUGAUCUCUCUGGCUCACCAGUUGCUGCAGCCUCCAUGGUGACACCGUUUGUCCCAUCCCCUGGCUCAGAUCGCGUGUCCCGAUCAAACCCCGGUGCCUGGCUCAUUCUCCGCCCCAACGGGGCCUCAGAGAGUAGCUGGAAGCCAUGGGGUCGUCUCGAGGCGUGGCGAGAAAGAGGUCCCGUUGAUGGCUUGGGCUACAAGGUUGAGCUUUUCUCUGACAAUGGACCAGCCAAUAGAAUACCCAUUGCCGAAGGCACAAUGAGCGUCAAAAAGGGUGGCCAGUUCUGCAUUGAUUACAAGGUCAUGAAGGAUGCUGGAUUGGGUUCAAGGUUGCCAGGGGAAGAAGGCUUUGUGAUGGGUUCAACUGUGGAUGGUGAAGGCAAAGUUAGCAAACCUGUUGUGCAAGUUGGGGCACAGCAUGUCACGUGCAUGGCUGAUGCUGCUCUCUUCAUUGCGCUCUCUGCUUCUGUUGAUCUUAGCAUGGAUGCUUGCAGGCUUUUCUCACAUAAACUUAGAAAGGAGCUUUGCUAUCAUGAACAAGAUUCCUUUUCAUAGCUUGCAUCCAAUCAAGAGUUCAUGCACGGGUAAUGUUCUUUUCUUGCUAGUUGAGAGAGUCAUUUAACUCUCAACACACACGACUUAAGGAUUCUCAUCCUCUGACUACAUUAUCUUCCAACCCUCUCAGAUGGUAGCAUAUGUUCCUAGCUCACUAGAGUGUAGAAGUGAGUUGUUUUGGUUUGAGCAGAUAUGUGCAGCUGCAAUCCAAAAUUUCACCCCUCCUUCUGAUUUUGUCUCACCUUCUUUUUGCCUUCAUCUGGGAGUGCUUUUAGUUUUAUCCGAUUAAUUUGGGUUGUUAAGGUUCAUAGGCCUACCUCUACUCUAGCUAAUCACAGUGUUGCAUAAAGAUAUCGCAGGCAGUUGCUAUAGUCCCUUCCAGUUGGGUUUUUUCAACAGGUUGCGUUAGGGGUAUGUGUGAUUUAACAGCUGAACAACAUUGUCCGGUUAUUGGGUAUGUAAAUCUCAACGGAAGAUUUGAAAUGUACAAAAGAUUAAAUGCACAUCUCUGUUUAUAAAUAUUUGUUUGCAAAUAUCUGAUUAUAAUUCCA